UUGGCUUAGGCGCUGCAUCUGCAAAUCGCAACCCAAAAGUCUCUCUCUCUUUCUCUUUUUCUUUCUCUUUCUCCCUCUUUAUUCAUUUCGUUAAAUUUCUCUCCGACUCACAUCGGCCAUCGCUCUCGGAUCACUUUGGAAUUUCCGGCGGGGACUUGCGUCGUACUCGCAUGACAGAAUUAUUGCGAGUGUCGGAAUCCAUGAAUUUUCCGGCGAGGUAAGAUUCCGUUGAAAUUUUGCUUUGGUCCGAGGGGGAGGGGGAAACUUUGUGUAAUUACGGUCUAUGUCGCUUCAGAUCUGGGAUUUAGGGUUUGGCUUUGGUUGCGGGUUAUGGUAAUUUUGGGGGAGGGGCUUUGGUAGAUGGAAUCGGGCGUGAGAUCGAGUGGUUCUGGGGUUUUGGUGAAGAGCAGAAACUCCUCGGGUUGUUUAAUUGUGCGAAAGAAAGGGGAUGGGUUGGGUGCUACUGCUUCCACCUCUAGGAGGCUUUAUGAAUCGAAGAAAAGGGCCAACACUAACGUGUCCAUGAGUGACUCUGGGUCAAGCGACGAGUUGUUGAUGCCUCCUGGGAGAAGGCUUGGCCCCGAGACUAUUCGAGUUUGCAAUGGAUUGGCUGCCUCUGAGCGUGGUGGUAGUGAAAUUAGUCGCAAGAGGGAUAAAGUGGAACAAAUUAGGGGUAGUGGGGAUGGUAUUGCUGCGGAGAGAGGUUUGGAGCAUAGGGAAAGGAAGCGUGCUAAGUUGGAUGUGUACGAUUUCGAUGAAUACGAUGGUAUGAAUGUGGAAAACAUGAAGAGGAGGCAUUUGGAUGGUAAUGGAGUUGGUUACGGAGGAGGAAGGUUUGUAGGAUCAGUGCAUGCUUCUAGAAUUGGCGUUGAUAUGGAAUUCAAAGCAGGGUCAAGUGGACGUGUUCUUGAUAAGAGAAAGAACUCCCCUUAUGACAGGCCAGGUGGCUCGUACCCUGGGGAUAAUGUUGAUCACAGUCGGUUCAAGAUGAACAGGGAUGGGGCUCGGUUACCUCUACCCUCACCGAAGGAGAAGUUUAAUUCAGAUGAGACCAUUAGGGUUCAGGGAAAAAAUGGUGUUUUGAAGGUAAUGGUAAAUAAGAAGAAGGUGAGUGGGCCAUCAGAACACUAUGAUCAUCGCAAACCUGUGGAAAGCAGGCAAAGGUUGAAGAGUGAAGAGACUGCCAAGAGGUUGAAGAGCGAAGAGAAUGCCAAGAGGUUGAAGAGUGAAGAGAAUGCCAAGAAGUUGAAGAGUGAAGAGAAUGCCAAGAGGUUGAAGAGUGAAGAGACUGCCAAGAGGUUGAAGAGUGAAGAGACUGCCAAGAAGUUGAAGAGCGAAGAGACUGCCAAGAGGAAUGUUCCAAUUCGUCCUUCAUUGUACUUGGAAACCAAACUUGUUGAGAAACCAGGAUUACUUAAGAGGCCCGAGAAGAAGCCAAUAGCAUCAAGAAAAUCUUUGUCAGGCAAGGACAGUAAGGGUGAUGAAGGGGAUUCAGAUAACAGUGACACAUCAUUGAAUCCUGGAAUAAGAAAUACUGAAGCUCAUAAGCCUGUGAAAAAAAUAAUCUCUGAGGAUGAGCAGACUCCAGGGCAAGAAAAACUCCCAACCACAAGAACAAAAGAAGGAAAAAUCAAGCGUGGUAGUGGUACUGAAAAACAGAAACUGCGGGAAAAAAUCAGGGAGAUGCUGCUGAGUUCAGGUUGGACCAUAGACUAUCGACCUCGAAGGAACAGAGACUAUCUGGAUGCAGUUUACAUUAAUCCAGCAGGUACAGCCUAUUGGUCUAUCAUCAAGGCCUAUGAUGCACUUCAAAAGCAAUUGAACGAUGAUGCUAAUGAGGCCAUGUUCAAAGGGGACAGUUCUUCUUUUGCUCCUAUUGCAGAUGAGGUGCUCAGUCAGCUAACAAGGAAAACUAGGAAGAAAAUGGAGAAAGAAUUGAAAAAGAAAAAGAAAAGAUAUGAUAGUGAAAAUGAUAAUGAAAAAGAGCCUCAAAUAAGAAGAUCUGCCAGCAACAAACGUGAUAUGAAUAGCACAGAUAGUGAUAGCGACAGGGAGAAAUUAAGCUCCUUUAUAAAGCAGGGAAGUAAGUCAAUAAAAAAUAAAAUGUUUGAGAAUACCAUUAUCAGUGCUCGCUCUAAAAUUCAGAAUGCUAACCAUCACUCAAGUAAUGGAAUAGAAAAUUCAUUAUUUGGAAGUGAUCCUCAUAUACAUGGACGGAAGAGUAAAAAACAUGGAAGAUGUACCUUGUUAGUUCGCAGUUCUAACAAAGGAUUAAAUUCAGAAGCUGAUGGUUUUGUACCAUAUAUGGGAAAACGGACAGUUCUUUCCUGGUUGAUUGACUCUGGAACAGUAGAGUUAAGCCAAAAGGUUCAGUACCGCAGACGAAAGAAAGUCCUGCUGGAGGGGUGGAUCACAAGAGAUGGUAUUCAUUGUGGCUGCUGUAGUAAGAUCCUCACAGUUUCAAAGUUUGAGCUUCAUGCAGGAAGCAAAUUGCCACUGCCUUAUCAAAAUAUAUAUUUGGAAUCUGGAGUUUCUCUUCUACAGUGCCAGAUAGAUGCAUGGAAUAGACAAGAGCAUUCUGAAAAAAUUGGUUUCCAUUCAGUUGAUACUGAUGGCAACGAUCCAAAUGAUGAUACUUGUGGUAUAUGUGGAGAUGGAGGGGAUUUAAUCUGUUGUGAUGGUUGUCCAUCAACAUUUCAUCAGAGCUGCUUGGAUAUACAGAUGCUUCCUCCCGGUGAAUGGCAUUGUCCAAAUUGCACAUGUAAAUUUUGUGGCAUAGCCCGUGGUACUUCUGAAAAAGAUGAUGCAUCUGUGUAUGUCCUACGUACUUGCAACUUAUGCGAGAAGAAAUAUCAUGACUCUUGCACUAAGGAGAUGGAUACCCUUCCUAAUAACUUCAAUACAUCAAGCCUUUCUUUUUGUGGGAAAGAAUGCAAAGAGCUUUCUGAACACUUGAAGAAAUACCUUGGUACCAAGCAUGAACUAGAAGGGGGAUUUUCAUGGUCUCUUGUUCAUAGAACAGAUGAAGACUCAGAGGCAGCUUGCAGGGGAAUUACACAGAGGGUAGAAUGCAAUUCCAAGCUGGCUAUUGCACUGACCGUGAUGGAUGAAUGCUUUUUGCCUGUUAUUGAUCGGAGGAGUGGGAUAAAUUUAAUCCGUAAUGUUUUAUAUAAUAGUGGAUCAAACUUUAGUCGUUUGAGUUAUAGUGGCUUUUACACUGCGAUUUUGGAGAGAGGAGAUGAAAUCAUAGCUGCAGCAUCUAUCAGGUUCCAUGGAACUAUGAUAGCAGAGAUGCCAUUCAUUGGAACUCGUCACAUAUAUAGGCGCCAGGGGAUGUGCCGCCGGCUUUUUUCUGCCAUUGAAUCGGCACUUUGCUCUCUGAAGGUUGAAAAGCUAGUUAUUCCUGCAAUUGCUGAACUCACACAUACAUGGACAACAGCUUUUGGCUUCACGUAUCUAGAUGGUUCACUCAGGCAAGAAAUGAAGUCACUGAAUAUGAUGGCCUUCCCUGGUAUAGAUAUGUUACAAAAGUUGCUAGUGGAACAAGGAAAACAUGAGGGCAAUACAACCACAGGUUCUGAGAAAAUGGAAAAUGGAGACAAUUAUUUUAUUGAGACCAAAAUGGGAAAUAGGUCAGAUAUGGGUUCAACUCCGCAAGAUCCUCAUGGAAGUGAUGAUGUUAGUUCAAAUCCUGCUAAUGAGUCAAAUGAUGAAUGCAGCGAUGCUUCUCAAGAACUAAACAACCAUGUUUUGGUCGAUGGCACUCUCUGUUCCAAAUCUCCUUCUGAUGAAAUGGUGUCUGAGUCAGUCUCAGAUAAAUGUGUUUCUCCUUCUAGAACUAGUCACAGUGCACUACAAAUGAAGAAUGAAUUAGUGACUGCUUCUCCUGCUGAUAAAUUAAAUCCUUCCAAAAGUCAAUCCAUUUCUCUGAAUGACACUUGUUUGAGUAGUCACCCAUUAGAUGUUCUGAAAGCUCAAACUUCGGUUCAGGAAACUGCUUGUUCAGAUCCAUGUUCAGCAGAAAACCUUGACAAGAAAUUUCACUCAUCCACUGCUAUGAAUUGUGAUUCAUCGGAACUUGACAUGAAUCCAGUGUUGGAUUCUCAAAUGGCAGACAAUACUACGCCUUCUAAAGUGGUUCAUAUGAAUGACGCUCUUGAAAUUAUUCCUUCAGGGAAAUUAUCAGGAGAGAAUGUUACAAAGGGGAAUAAUGAAAAUGUAGAUGUCUCCAUUUCUGCUCUCAAUCAUGCGAAGGACAGUUAUUUGCAAGUAGGAUCUGAUGCCAAUGGGGAAAUUGGAUGUGAGAAUGAUAAGGAUUUACAUUUGAACCCAGGAGUUGCUUCAAAUGAAAUGGAUCUUGAUGAAAGUGGCCUUAAUGCUUCAGGUGAUAGUUCCGAGACUAUUCUGGUCUAACAGAAUGAUCAAGUCCUGUACUGCUCGUGAUACUCUCUGAAGCUUUCUUCUCAGAGUUUCUUGCCUUGUAUGCAACUCAAUUUUCAAGGCUUUUGAAGCUUCUGUGUUGUGCUUUUGGUCCGGUAUUAUGAAUAAGUUCCAUUGAUUCAGGGAAAUAUUGUUUGGUCCCUUGUCAAUUUGAGUUAAUUUUAUAAGAUUAAAAGUAGCUGACUUCAUUUUAUGUGAAUGUUACUUCUGCCAAAAAGAUUCAACUACAUUUGGCACCGGAUCUGGUGCCGUAUGAUCAUUUAGCCGAAUAGGUGAAGUCACUGGGAAUUGGGAAGUAAUGUGCAUCGGUUCUUCCACAGAAGCAAAUACUUCGCAUUAUAUGAUUGUGGUUCCUAUUGUAUAUAUCUGAAUCUGCUUGAGUGGAUAGGGCUUCUGCUCAAUCCCUUUGUGCCACUCAACGUCCGUAGUAAUUCAUCAAUCAUCAUAUGACACAAGCAAUUAUACUUUGAGCUAUUUUUUACUUUGAUUUUUUUGGUUUUUUUUUCUUUCUUUUUUUACUUAGAUUAGAAGCAUGUGUCUCAUCUGGCUUGAUUGUAUUUAAUGAGUAAUUGAGGGAAUUUAGAAGUUAUGUGUUUUUUAUUCGAAUCCGAGCUCCUUGUAUUCAGCUUUUGGUCAAUUUCUGCCGAAGUUCUUCAACAUAGAAUUUGGUUA
Cajanus cajan (pigeon pea) is the source of this 5112-nucleotide messenger RNA. RefSeq lists its product as uncharacterized. NCBI's taxonomy places the organism in Eukaryota, Viridiplantae, Streptophyta, Magnoliopsida, Fabales, Fabaceae. The record is from RefSeq and is a predicted model, not a curated record.